AUGCUGCCAACCGAGAUUUCAGGAGGAGUGUGUUUCACCUCAAGCGAUCACACCGAGGGAAGGAGAGAAGGGAUGAAAACAGAGGAGAGCCAGUCGUGUCUGCAGCAGCCUCCAUCCUCCACGCCUUUCGGUCCAGAGUACGGGACAGGGGGAGAGGUGUGCGCGGGCUGCGAGUCGCCCAUCGCCGACCGUUUCCUGCUGCGGGUGAACGAGCGCUCCUGGCACGAGACCUGCGUCAAGUGCGCCGUGUGUCUGAGCACCCUCACCGGGACCUGUUACUGCCGGGACCGCCUGCUGUACUGCAAGCACGACUAUGAGAAGCUGUUUGUAAGGAAGUGUAGCGCCUGCCUGCAGGUGAUUGGACGUUCGGAGCUGAUAAUGCGUGUGCUGGGCCAGGUGUACCACCUGGGCUGCUUCAGCUGCUGCGAGUGUGAGCGCCGGCUGCAGAGAGGUGAUGAGUUUGUGCUGAAAGAAGGCCAACUACUGUGUCGCGUCGACUAUGAGAAGGAGAGAGAAAUGCUGGCUGCCAUCAGUCCCACCCCAACUGAAUCAGUGAAGAGUGAGGAUGAGGACGGUGGAGGAGGCUCUGGCGGGGGCAAGGGUGGCGAUGAAGGCAAGGAGCACAAACGUUCAAAGCGACCCCGCACCAUCUUGACCACACAGCAGCGGCGUGCGUUUAAAGCCUCCUUUGAAGUGUCCUCUAAACCUUGCCGCAAGGUAAGAGAGACGCUGGCUGCCGAGACUGGACUGACAGUGCGAGUCGUGCAAGUGUGGUUUCAAAACCAGAGAGCGAAGAUGAAGAAGAUCGCUCGCAGACAGCAGCAACAGCAGCAGCAGCAGCAGGAACAAGAGCAGCUGGGUGGGACCAGGAGAGGACCGAGCAGAGGGGGCCGACAGAGUAACGAUGACAGUGAGGAUGGCUCUAGCACUCAUGGAAUGGAGGGGAUACUGGGAUAUCCCUCACUGCCACGUCAGCAGCUUCUGGCCCUGGACCCCAAUAUCUACGGAGGCGAGCCGUUCCGACAUGGGCUUACACCUCCUCAGCUGACCAGUGAGCAGCUCCACUCCUAUGACUCAGAGACAGUGUUCCACGACCUGGACAGUGACGGAAGCCUCGGACACCUCGGCGACUGUCUCCUAGCAACAGGGGAGGGUGGUCUCCUGCCGGGGCGGGUGGGAAACCCCAUCGACCGUCUGUACUCCAUGCAGAACUCCUACUUUACCUCCUGACCCUUAUAAACUCUCACCCUUUCCCAGCUCCUCCACCUUUCACCUCUCAGAGAUGCAGCUAAUGGAGUCUGUCCAUCAACAUGCCUGUCGGACCACUCUCCAUGAAACAGCCUACACCCAAACACAGUCCUGAGCUUUCACCACAGGCCAAAAUCAUCAGACGUUAGGCAUAGUUAUAAUGUCACUUUGCAGCUACCCGAUUGACAUAGUGUGCCCGUUAAUUUUCCUAGAUAAGAAUCACAUGCUGGAAAUACAGACACUGUAAAUGUACAAGAAAUGUAAAAGGAACCUCAGUUUCUCCUGUGUAUUUAUGUCCUGUUUAAUCAAACAUAGGGUUUUAUGGCACUUUUCAAAAAACAAAACAAAACAAAAAAACAGACAAACAAAAGGCAAAUGUCAA
Messenger RNA from Myripristis murdjan (pinecone soldierfish), 1630 nucleotides. It is a transcript of the gene lmx1al, whose product is annotated as LIM homeobox transcription factor 1, alpha-like. Gene Ontology annotation, cellular component: nucleus. Gene Ontology annotation, biological process: regulation of transcription by RNA polymerase II; neuron differentiation. The transcript has 9 exons. Lineage: Eukaryota; Metazoa; Chordata; Actinopteri; Holocentriformes; Holocentridae. The record is from RefSeq and is a predicted model, not a curated record. Gene Ontology annotation, molecular function: RNA polymerase II transcription regulatory region sequence-specific DNA binding; DNA-binding transcription factor activity, RNA polymerase II-specific. Bases 1 to 1230 code for a protein of 409 amino acids.